AUCUUUCUGUUUUAUUGUCUGUUGAUAGAUUUUCCAAUGGUUUCACGGUGUGAUUAUCAUGUCUGUAUUCUGUAAGAUGCUUUGUUUUUUCAAAGUUCUUUGUACUUUUACUUAACAUUUUUUCAACCAUUUUGGGAAAAUGCUGCAUUAUGCGAGUAGGAGAUCGUCUUUCUGUGUACGUCUUAUUUAUUUGCUUCACCAAACACACUCAAACUGAUAUAGGCAAUUAAAAGUAUUGAAAGUUGACGAUACAUCACCUUUCCCAUGUUGUUGAACUCCUCGGAUGGUAUUUGGUUAAAGAAUACAGUCUUUGCAGCGUAAUAAGUUCCUCUCCCGACCGAUAGCUACUACCUUGACGUGGUGUUGUGGUCGGGCUUGCACAUGGCGAUCACCCAACAAGCUGCACUGGCUGGAACGAAUGUUCCUGCAGGUCCUACCAUGCCAGGAAGUUUGUUAGGAUAGCGAUUAGACUAAAAGCAGUUACCGGCAUAGUGUAAGAAUCUUUCUUACACUCUGCUAUGCUGGGGGUCUGUGGGCGAAGUCGUACUGCUGGGGAACAGGGGUGUAACAGCAGUGAGGUGUUUCCCUCAAAUGACCAGCAUGCCAGCCAGCUAUGCUGUCUCUCCACUCUGGAGACGAGGAGGGGGUUAGAAAAGGUCGAUCCCCAAAAUUGUACCCCACUUACGGUGGUCCGUAACCGGUGGUAAGUUUACUAAUAUGGAACCAAAUCAAGAGACCAGUUCAUACAGGCCAUGUGUGUGUGACAGGCCUGGCUCAAGCAGUUGUGUCCCCUACUGGGCUCUGCGGUCACGCGCAACACUAACCCUCUCUCUCUCUCUGAUUCAGGUACCCGAAGAAUCAAGCAACUUCCACAGUGGUGGUGUGGGCAGCCGGGAAAUAACAACCGCCCACACACACACACACUUCCAAAGAUGUCAAAUUUUUAGAAUAUGAUUUUGCGCUUUUUUCAGCCUUAACAGUUCUUUUAAUAUGACAUUAUCUUCCCCGUGGAAUACGUGAAGAUGCUUUUAGCUUAUCACUUCAACUGGAUAUGUUGCAUGAACAAGCGCAACGGAUACGUUCAAAACGGUCACCGGACCAGUUCACCAUAGAAGCGUAUAGGCCUAGUAGAUGUCUAUCGAUCUGUUAUUGGCAUGGUUUAGCCAGGACUCAAUAUAAUUCGAUCAUGAGUCUAGAUGGAAAAUUACAUCCUACUGCGUAUUCGCUCACCAUCCACGUUGAUAUGACAGAACCUCGGCGACCGCUGUGUCUAAGCCAUCGUCCGGAAAUUUCCACUUCUCUAACUCAGUUAUUUGGAACUACAGUACAUGGGAACUGUCUUUCUAUUGAAACUCUUCUGACACAAACUAUGUUCGCUCGAGCCAAACAAAUGUUACAGGAUUUGAGACAAGAGUUACUUGUCCUCAGUCCGGGACCUAUACGCUUAACUGACACACCAUUAUGCCUCUAUGUACCAGUUUUAUGGCCAUGUGGAUCACAAGAAUCCUUACUAGUGCGUGUAGAUCCUGUCCAGGGUUUUAUAUGCGCUUCUUUUCCACUUCUCACCUCACUUGACACGGAAUUCGGUGCUAUGAGUUCCCCAGUCAAUGUUCCAUCUAAUUUUACGGGUAUUUCUGAAGAUUUUUCCCGUUCCAGUGCUAUCAAUGCACUCAGCUCAUUGGAGUCGGCUUUCAAUCAAGCCUCAUCGAAUCGUGUUCGUGUUGUCACCGCCUCAGGAGGUCUAGUUCAACCUUCUUCACAUGAAAGUGAUCGUAUUUCGUCGAUCCAAUCAAGAAGUCUACGUAAUCUAGCCCAUGGUGAUGUUCGUUGGCGUUCCAUGAUAUCUGAGUCUCUGGAACAUCUUCGACUGUGUUUAGGCUUGACGAGGUUAAUGCAAACAGCCAAGAUCCAUCGACCAUUUUGGCAUCCAUUUAAACGACAUCUCCCAUUGAUUUUGUCUCCAGAUCAAGUGGUCCAGGGAAAAACUCCCUGGUUUGAAAUGUUGAUCCGUAUGCAACAAUCAUGUCGUUGGCCAAUCCUCUUCGCUCAAUUGUUUCCAAACAAUGAAUAUUAUAUCGCCUGUGAAGUGAUACUGGCUCCACUGAAUGUUGAGUACAAGUAUUAUUUGAUUGUUUGCCGUGCACUACCUGAGCACUAUAUGAGUAUUACAACGAAUUCGCAAGGGGUGCUUGUCUAUAACCACAAUGACGUAAGUUCCACAACUGUUGGGCAACAUCCGAGUGAAACAGGAUUAUUUCUUCGAGUGACCCACUUUACACCACUUUCACCUGAUAUUGUCUGGUCAAAUAAUCCAUCGAUAACAUUGCAACGAUUAUGUGCUUGUAUUCAGAAGGCUCAAUCAAAUAUCGCCGGUGGACGUUCAUCGCGUUUAACUGACCUGUUGAAUCGAAUUAAAUUAUCACAUGGAAUAGACGACACUGAGACAAUUUCUGGUAGUAGUAGUAGUAGUAGUAGUGGGAGUGUUAUUGACCACCAGUCAACAACAACCAGAUUGGAUGAACCUCAAGCUAUUGUUCCAACAUUAGCUCAUUUAUUCUCAAGAAUAGGCGAAAAUUUAAUCACUAGUUAUCUGACAAUGGAGCUUUCGUGUGCAGGAAUUGAACAUACUGGGAUACAUUAUGACGGGUCAGGCUGUUUACCUACAAUCGGAAUAACCAGCAUACCCUUCAAUCCGCCUAGUUGGUACCCGACAGGCAUCGUCCCACUGAUGAAUUAUGUUCAUGAAAUAAUCCUGCGUCCAUAUUUCGAUCCAUUUACACAUCGUCGUAGUUGGCAGUUGGACAUAUUGUUCACUGGGAUUCAACCACACUUACACUUAGACUCCUCAAUAAAUGGAGCUAAUCGGCGCAAAUCUUCAAAAUAUUAUAUACGUCAUCAAACAGCUGAAUGGACUAUUUCAAGGCUGCACCACUUUAUUAUCGUUGUGCAUAAUAUACUCAUAGAAUGGGUAAGUUUAUGUUUAAUGCACGCUUUAUGUUACCAAAUGGUUAAUAAUCCUGAGAUUCAUCUCCCUGAUGGUGUAGAAGUUUAUUCAUACAAUCUAAAAUCAUUGGCAUUGGUUUAUGGUAAAACAUAUCUAGCUGAGAUAUCAAUGCCUACGGGGAACAGAUUUAACCUGUCUUUGGGUUUCCGACCACUGUAUUCCGCCUCCUCGCCCGCCUCCUCCUCUGAUAAUGAUAAUGGUGACGGUGAUAAUCGUAAUGACAAUAAUGAUGGUGAUGCUGGUGCUGAUGACCUCGGCGGUCGUCGUGGUGGUCGUGGCAGUGGUGCUUUCGACGACGAGGAUGACGGUGACAGUGAUGAUGACCAUAUAACAACUAAUGUUGACUUCAAUCAUCAUAUGAUUGUCAGACAACAUUUAGAAGAAUUGUUGAAUACGAGUAAAUCGAUACACGUGUUAGCUACUACAUUGUUGAAUACAUUGAAAUUCUUCCAAUCUAUGGAGUAUCUUCGGGAUCUUGUUUUAUCGUAUAAUGGUUUAAAGGUUCUCCCUUUCUCCAGCAACUGUAUCAAAUCUGUACGUGGUAUAGUGCUUAUUGCCUUAUCAUCGAAUGAUCUCAUUCUUAUCUACCGUGCAUCGUUAAGUCUACGCAUUGUUUUAAAGAAACCACAACAGCCAGCUACACUCCCCACCGUGAAAUCAUCCUAUCCUCAUAACGAUUCAUGGAUGAUGGGCUCGAAGUGUAUUCAGUUGUCUGAUGGAUAUAGUCAGUUAACUGGGAAGAUCAACCUGUAUCCACCUGUUCCUACGGAGUUAUGGGGUGAUAGUCAAACUAGUGGCAACGAUUUGUGCAAUUUAGUGCCUUUACCAGCCUUCGCGAAAUUUUUGAAAUCCUUGGAAGAAUUGUUUGAAAUGAAUGCAGAGGAAAUAUCGACAGGGUUGACUGUCAGUCAGUUUAUUCAACUGAUCAGACCAACUUAUGCGAAUCUGAAAUCAGGAGUAACUACCACUACUGCUACUACUUCUCCAAAUCGACUUAAUUCUAAGCUAACACUGCUUGAAUCCUACUUGUCAACGAGUCUUCUAUUUCAUGCGGCUGUUCUGGCCACUCAAAGUCUCGAUGUUCCUGUACUACUACCUGUGUGUGCGAAUGACCAGAAGAAGGCGACAGUCGACGAUCAUCAUCGAAUCAAUCAACAUCAUCGUGAGGUGAAUACAAAUCAAGUCUAUGCGACUGGUGCAUUUAUGUCUGUUUGGUCCACUUGUCAAUUGACUGUCCACGUGUCAAUGUUGUCAACCUGUUGUCGUCGUCGAGCUUGUCAAUCAACUGGUGGCAUUGAAUGUUCUACGUCUUCUUCUUCUCCUUCGUGGUGGCGAUUGAAAAUUCAGCUUAGUCAAAAUCAAAGCGGUUGUGAUCCUCGAUGGCCUGCAGAUUCACUUAGCGUUUUUGAAGAAUUUUUCGAUAACAGAGUUUGCUCUUUUCCUUUUCAACCGAGUGCAGUCACUGCCUUCUUCCAACUGCUGUUACUGCCACCACACGCUUUACGUGCAAUGGCUCGUGUUCUCGCGUUUGAUCUGCACUCGCCAGCUCAAGCGCCUGUUUAUGUACGUAUUGGUCUUAUCGGGAUGGGGAUAAACUCGCGUGUCACUGCUGUAGCGAGUAAUAAUAACAAUAACAAUAACCAGUCAACAAAUUCUGCACAACAACAAAAUCUACUCAUAUUUGAUACAGGUACAGAUUUACAAGCUGGUAUGCCUGGGAUAAUUGUACGUCCACCGAAAAUAACUCUACAAUUGUUAAUUAUGCGUUCACAUUCUCGUCAUCAGGCGAAAGGUCCAGUUCCCCUUGCACAACUCGUCCUUGUCGGCUAUGAUUGGGAGGCGAAUCAUGUUGUCAUUUAUCCAACAAGCAGUCAACAGCAAAGUGCUGGUGGCAAUAGUUGCACUGCUGGUAGUAGUAGUAGUAGCAGCAGUAACACUGGUGUUGGUGCUUCUGCUGCUGGGGUGGGUGCCACUACUGGUGCUACUUCAUCCAACAAUCAUCAUCUACGCGGUCAGUCGGAUACAGGCGGUAGUAGUCCAAGCCUACUUCGAUUAUUGCAUGAUACCGAUGUUGAAUCUAAGGCGAAUGCUAUGGCCUCAAGCAGUAGUGAUUCUGCGUUAGUUCAACUUGUCCUGCUCAUAACACAAACUGUCGCCGCAUCAUAUCCGAUCAGUUCAGCUGGUCCAACUGCUGGAGGCGGAGGCGGCCCACAAGCUUUAUAUGGUUAGAAUGAGGAAGGAAUGAAUGGAUGGAUAAAAGAAUGAAGGAAUCUAUGUAUGAAUUGGACUUUUCCAUAUAUGUCGAUCGACAUUUUUGUUGUUUUAUUUCUCUUUUUUGUUUUGUUUUGUAUUUGAAUGCAUUUAUUAAUUUUAUUUUUCUAAAUACACUAAAGAAUAUCUUACACUUUGAUGUAUAUAAA
Trichobilharzia szidati is the source of this 5424-nucleotide messenger RNA. The record is from the annotation of a GenBank genome assembly. Lineage: Eukaryota; Metazoa; Platyhelminthes; Trematoda; Strigeidida; Schistosomatidae.